AUGGCUGGCCAACAAAUUUCAGACGUUGAUCGAACAAAAAUCGACGUGAAGUUCCUCUGUUCCAAAUGUGAGCUGUUGCUGAAUGAACCGAUGCAAACCCACUGUGGACAUUUGAUGUGUAAAAGCUGUGUUCAACUUAUUUUGAGGUAAUUUGGCCGUCGUUGUAUGUUUAAAAUGAUGAUUCGUAUUCAUGGCGGAAAUUGGUGCACGAAUUCGCAUACAACAAACCGUACAAUUGCCGUGUGAGCAAAUAUAAGCGGACGAAUUUACGUAUAUAUAUAUAUAUGGUUCUGGACUCGUCCAUGCCUUACAAUGGUAUUUCGGUUGUAAAUCUGAUUGGCUCUUGGAAAACAAUAGUUACCAUUAACUAUAUUAAUGAGUUAAUUGGUUUGUUUAUGUACAUUAAAUUAUAUUGAUGAUUUUUGGUAAUUUUAAAGUUGUCAAUUUUACUCUGUUGUGAUUGGUUGCUUUUAAUAGGUAUUUGACAGCCUGUGGAUGAGGCGGAAAGAAGGUUUUAUAUGUAAAUUGUGUCAGGCUUUAUUUUAAAGCCGUGUUACUCAGGUGAACAACCGGGUAACCCGCCGAUACUGAUGCCAGCACAUGGCGAUACUGAUGCCAGCAGAAAGAGGUGGGAUCUCGCAUACGAGGACGUAAUUACAACCCAUUCGGUCAUCAGGUAACUCGGUUUCUUAUCACCAGAUUGUUCCUUUGUCGCUGCAGUACCAGCUCCAUAAUCAUAUAAACGGGGCCCUGAUAAACGGCUUGACACAGAACGUAGUGAAGAUCUCAAAUUAUGUUGAGCUUUUCUAUGUAUAAAAUAAACCAUGUAUGCAAGAAUGAAUUGUUUCUCUUGCAGGACUUGGUGUCACAAUCAAGUUUGUGAUCUAUGUAAGACUAAUUUGAUUCACCUGUGGUCUAUAUAAGACUAAACGGACUAAUUUUGUAUAUUUCAGCCAUGCCAAUCCAGUGUGUCCAAAAGAUGGAGCCUCGCUUAACGAGAAGGAAGUAAGUUAACUUUCUUUUCCCUUUAAAUUGAUAUUGAUCGGAGUGAAACUUGUAUAGGAUCUAAAUGACCGCUUUGACAAUAUUCAAACAUUUGACGAUAUUCAUCAGAUCAAAUAGCCAAUUAAUGCCUUCGCACAACACUUAGCAGUGCCAUCCAGUCACGAUCCAGUGAUCAGAAUGUUCCAUUCUCUUUACAUUAUUUUAAAAAUCUCACUGUUCUCCAUGCCAUCCAGUGAUGAUUCACUGAUCAGAUUGUUUCAUUGUCUUUUUAUUGUAUUAAAAAUCCCACUGUUCUCUAUGCCAUCCAAGCAAUGGUUCUUUGCCGAUCUGAACCGGGUAACAACGAUUGUUUCGGGUCGACAAAACACACUGCUUUUCUGAGGUCUCAGUAAAUAAGUGUUUUAUUAUACAGGGUGUAUACUGCACAUAUUUGAAAUUGCUUUCAGUUUCGCAAAACAGUUAUUAGUAUCCAGGUUUUUUAUGUAUAUAGCUUCUUUGGGUACUUAUAUUAAUGUAGAAUAAUGAAAAAAAAUUCUCGAAUUCAAAUUUUGUGAACUGGCGGGGGGGAGGUGUCGUUUCCAAGAAAUUAAAAAUGGAAUGCACACGUAAUUUAAAAUUUAAAAGCUUUAAUCAUAUUUUGAGUUAAUAGGUGGAAAAUUUGUUGGGUUUUUAAUUACUGUACAAAAUUUCAGACAAUUUGCUUUAACUAUUCAUUUUUCCUAAAAAAAUCAGUCUUAAUUUCGCAUACUUAAUGAAUGCCUUUACUUAAUUUGCAUAUUGCAAUAUUAAUUUGCAAAUUAGGGAAAGGCAUUAAUUAAGCAUCCAAAUAGCUGAUUUUUAGAAAAAAAUGCAAGUGUGCCUGAAUAUUUAAAGAUCUUAAACUGAAGAAAAUUGUCUGAUAUUUCGUGCAGCAAUUAAACACCCAACACAUGUUUCAACCAUCAACUCAAAAUGCGAUUGAAGCUUUUAAAUCUCGUGCGCAAGCCAUUUUUAGUUUGUGGGAAAAGACACCCCCCCCCCCCCCCCCCCCUCCCUGGUUUACAAAACUUGAGUUCGAAAUUUUUUUUUCAUUAUUCUACAUCAUAAGUACCUACAAAAUGAAUACAAAAUAUUUUUUCCUUAGAUUUUUCUCGAUGGUUACACAAAGCGAGAACUAAUGUUGUUGAAGCUACAUUGUUUAAAUAAUGAAUGUGGUUGGUUUGGGGUGGCAAAAGAUUUGCAG
Messenger RNA from Paramuricea clavata, 2227 nucleotides. The record is from the annotation of a GenBank genome assembly. Lineage: Eukaryota; Metazoa; Cnidaria; Anthozoa; Malacalcyonacea; Plexauridae.